GUGGCGCCAUUGCUUGGAUCUACAUCACCUCGCUGCACUGAUUCGGAAAGCAGUUAAUGUGAUUGUGUAGCUAGUAAUCUAGUUACGAAUUAAAGAUAAUCUUUAAAAAAAAUAAAAUAAAAUGGACGCUAGCUAAAUGGAAAGUUCAUCGAUUGUACGAAGCUAACUGACAGGCGAGCUGGGUGGCUAGCUACUUACUAGUAACCUAUUAGGCCUAGUUGCGUCCAGAAUAAUUUCCUUUGCUGGUUAUUGUGAGUAACUGGGAUUGCACAUUACUCUCAGUUAACUGAAGUUACCUGCUCCGGCGCUAAAGUGGUUAGCAGUUGUGAAUUAAAUAACUACCUUAACUUGAUUUAAAAUGCUCUUUUGGACAAGGCAAAGAUGCUCACAAACGGCCUGUGCAUUGCUAUGUAUGCUAGUUAGCUAACCUGGCUAGCUAAGUAAUAUUAAAACCUCUCUGGCUGGAUGGUUAGCUGGUUUUCUUUCUUGUUCAUUGUCAGUUUUACCAAGAUACCACAGUGUUUUCUGACCACAGCUAGCUAACUUAAACCCACUAAUAAUCGACCAUAUUCUCUCAGGCGGGUUUAGGUCCCAGAGCCCGCAGGUACCAUGACUGGCAUCCAGAGCAGAGGCUCUGUCGGAGAUAGCUCGGAUGAUGAACCUUUAAGUACACUGAUGAAGUGGAAACCGACGCCGGAGAGGACACACUACUUAGGAGAGACAUCGCUGGCUGUGGAUGGCAGGGUUGGCGGUCCUUACAAGCAGCGUUCAUCUGCGUCGCUAGUCUCCGACUUUCUGGAAGACGCUUCAUUGAAGGAGACUUCCAAAGAGUCAGCCGCAGAGUCACCUGGACACAGCUCAGAUAGUGAGCCUCUAAGCACACUGCUUAAAUCCAAGAGAUCUGCUCCUGUGAUUGCACACAGGCAUCAGAAGACUGCUGUAAAAGAGUCCUCGGAUUCAGAGGAUGACCAACCACUGACGACUCUGAUCAGAAAGACUACACAAAAGGAGGUCUCAACACUGGAUGCCAAAAGCCCAAAAAGGUGCAAAAUGAGAGCAAGAGCCUCCAGUCUGAGACAGUCAUCGCCAUCACGAGUGAAGACCACCCAGAAGCGAGGAAGGAAAGGAAAGCCAGAGACAGAGAGAAUGGAUGCAGCACCUUCUACAGCUGAGAACCAAAUGCCUAAAAGGCGAGGGCGACCUAAGAAAGCAGACACACAGGCUAAAGCGCCCUCUAGUGACACGUCUGACGAUGAGCCCUUGAGCUUGCUGGUUGGGAAGAAGAGUCAGCCUGAAAUGAAGCAGGCGGUCGUGGUGCUGAAGAGGUUGUCAAAAAGUGACGUCAUGGACGCGAUGGCACAGGAGCGCAAGCGCAGCCGAGAGCAGAUCGCUGGAGUGGGAACAGGAAGUGCUGUGGAGAGCUCUGACGAGGAACCUCUGAGCCUUAAAGUUAAGAGACUCAAGAGGCAGACCAAGCCUGCCCAAGAAAGUCCAGCUGCGGAAAAGCUUGUUAAAAGACAUGGCGGACCCUGGUCUAUCGCACUGUUGGCAGAUACCAGUUCAGAAGAAGAACCCCUGGAGAAGCAGGUGAAGACUGCACAGGGGAAAUAUAAGGGCAAAGAGAGGACCAAUGGCGAAGAUGAAACACCCAAACCAGAGUCCAAACUGGCUGAGGUGUUGAAGGAAGACCUGGACGACAAGUGUCUGGCUGAGAGGGAACCCGAAGAAACGCCUCCGUCUCCUCAGAGAGAGCCUGGCAACAGCUGAACGUCACGUGCGCGCGCACACGCACAUCCGUGAGACUGAGCCUGAGAGAGUCAAAGCAGAGGACACUCGUUGAUGCGUCAUUCUGUGAUCAGCGCUUCUCUUACAUUUGCUUUAUUUAUAGUAAUGACAGUAUUAAACCAUCAGAUUGAUUUGUAACAACACAUGAAUCUCUCAUGUUGCGCAUGAAUGCAUGAAAUAGGGUUUUUAAUAUAGUUUCAUUUUCUAAUUUUUUUUAAUAGUAUUAAUCUGUUUUUAUGUUCUGGCCUCUUAUGUUGUGAAUGCCAGUGUUUUGAUUUGGGGUGUUUGUAGACAAAAAACAAAACAAAACAAUUUUUAUUCAGAGUUCUAUAGAGAUUGUUUGAAAGGAUUUUGAUAAUUGUGGAUAAGUGUGAAUAGUGAGUUAUAACAAGGCUGUAUGAAGGUUAGUUCAAAUUUGUUGUUUUGAUAUUAGUGUUUCAUGCUUUUAAAAUCUGCAUUUAUUUUGGUGUGCUGGUUAUUUUUAAUGUUGGGUUUUUUUUGUUUGUUUUUUUAAAUAAUAAGAUGGAGCAGUGUGUGAAAACAGAUUGUAUUAGUUGGAAAUACAUGUCACUAGUGCUGCCGUUAUCUUGGUGUAUGGGUUUGUUGGAGCGAAUAUUACAAACAUUCCAACUUUGAGUUUGAUUUGUAAUGAAAAAUGUGAAACCCUGCUGCCCA
This is a messenger RNA of Electrophorus electricus (electric eel), 2460 nucleotides long. The record is from RefSeq and is a predicted model, not a curated record. Lineage: Eukaryota; Metazoa; Chordata; Actinopteri; Gymnotiformes; Gymnotidae.